UCAUUAGAGAGGAAUUGUAAUGAGGAGGCAAGAUAGACCAGGUUUCUCUGGGGAAAGAUGUAGAUAACCUGUGUCUGGGUUGUUCUACUUUGGGGAAAAAGGAAGAAAAAAUCUCUGAGCCCUGGAAGCCCCUGCUCAGAUUCAAGCUCCUAUCCUACCAAAAACUCUUUCCUAAGACCAACAACUUCUCUGUAGUACCAUUGGGGAGGGGAAGAGAAGAGGGUCGGGAGACUGGGUUCUCCUAUCCUCCCCCUCCCUAUGACUAGGGGAGAAUCCUGACCACAACAAUGAAAGUCAUAAUUCUCUUCAUUCUCUUUGUGGCUUCAUUUUCCUCUGGUCACAGAACUAAGCAAGAUGAAAGUUUUGAGAACCAUUUCAAGUCCUGUGAAGCCCAGCAACAAUGUCUACCAACAGCUGCUCACUGUUAUUUAGGAGACAUCAAAGUGAUGCUGGGAAAUUCCAUAAGGAGGAUUAAGAAGGGAAAAGAGCCACUUCUUAACUCUAGUCAGAUUAUUCAAUGCUAUAACUUCAGCACAGAUUUUUCCAGGCUCAUCCUGUGGUCUAAGCCUGAAGUCCUCUAUGAUGUUCAGUCCAUGUCCCUAUCUACUCAAAGUGUCCCUACUGGCACCAAACAUACUAUAUCUAAUGGUGGUAAACAACGCGGGCUAAAUUUUAAAGUCCCUCUGAUUGGAGAGAAAAAAUGUCAGAAAUUGGAACUAGGGAAAGUCAACCAGAAUAGGAAAUACAUGAAAUUCUUUAAAUCAUUCAGGAAAUUUUGCUUGGAAACCUGGAAGUGGUAUUGGCUGCUGUCAUCUGCAUUGACAAGAUUCAGAGCAAGAAAAAUUAGGCGUUUCCUGGGGGCUAAUAUCAGCGACAUUUACCACUAUAUCCUCUCAAUCCAAAAAAUUUUAACAGGAUGAAUUGCCUCUAUUGCCUCUGGAGCCUUGUUGCUGUUGGAAACCAAAAUCAAUGUGAUACUGAAUUAUAUUAAAAGGCAUAUCACAUUCAAGAGCACAGAAACAA
Antechinus flavipes (yellow-footed antechinus) is the source of this 1023-nucleotide messenger RNA. Its product is annotated as probable inactive serine protease 37. The transcript is spliced from 5 exons. NCBI's taxonomy places the organism in Eukaryota, Metazoa, Chordata, Mammalia, Dasyuromorphia, Dasyuridae. Gene Ontology annotation, molecular function: serine-type endopeptidase activity. The record is from RefSeq and is a predicted model, not a curated record. Gene Ontology annotation, biological process: proteolysis. The coding region runs from base 288 to 920 and encodes 210 amino acids.